Messenger RNA from Candoia aspera, 2132 nucleotides. RefSeq lists its product as uncharacterized. Gene Ontology annotation, cellular component: axonal growth cone; cytoplasm; cell leading edge. Gene Ontology annotation, biological process: neuron projection morphogenesis; positive regulation of neuron migration. The transcript is spliced from 15 exons. Bases 19 to 2040 code for a protein of 673 amino acids. Lineage: Eukaryota; Metazoa; Chordata; Lepidosauria; Squamata; Candoiidae. The record is from RefSeq and is a predicted model, not a curated record.
ACACAACUUUUUCAGGAAAUGGCUGAAGCCAAGGGAAAAAUCGCAGAAAUUGAGCAAGCUUCUCAAGCCGUCUUAGCCGAGUUGUGCACCAUGGAAGUGGAGUACAAAAUUGAGAAGACUUGCCGAGAGCAGGCGGAAGCCUUUGCCAUCCAGAUGAGCAGGGAGAACAAGAAGCUGAAGCGAAUCAGCCUGGCUCUGCUGCCCAGGCUUGGCCUCCUCCAGGGGGACCUCGCGAACUGGGGCAGCGGAGAGGACGCUGCUGCUCCUGAGUCGGCCUUGGAUCCGAUGGGCCAAUACCUUCAGCAGAUCAAAGACCUUCAGCUCAAGGUGUCUUGGCUGCUGGAGGAGAAGAAGGAGUUGGCUGCUCAGGUGAAGGACCUCCAGUCCCACAUGGAAAAGCUCCAGGAUCAGCUCGAAGAAGAGCAUGUCGAGAAGCAGGCCCUGAAAGUUUUGAAGGAGCACAACCAGAAGAUUUUGAAGAGGGUCAAACAAGCAUCCCACUUGGUCACCAAAGAGUAUGGCAAGAUGUCACUGAAGUUGGAUCUGGAGGAAAAACUGAGGCAGCAGGCAGAAACCUUUGCCCACCAGAUGCUGGUGAAGCAGAAGGCGGCCAAUCGACAGAGCAUGAUUCUGAUGCAGGAUGUCGGAGCGGACGCUCAGCUCCUUCUGGCCUUGGAGGAAGUGGCCAAGAUGGCUGGACAGCUGGAGGAAGCCAAGCUGGAGCACGAGGCCAAAGUGCAGGAUCUGGAGGCCCAGCUGGCAGAACGGCCACCACCAGGAGAGCUGGCCAAGCUGCAGGCAGCCGUGGCUGCGGCAGAGGAAGGAAAGGCCCACCUGGAAGAGCAACUUCUCCGGUCAGAGGAGAGAUGUGUGGCGCUGGAGCAAAAAGUGAAGGACCUGGAAGAGGGGGCCAAGACACCCGACGCCCCAGAGGAGCUCCCGGCGGUCCCCCUCCCCCCCCCACCCCCGCCCCCUCUGCCGCCCCCCGCCUGGCCUGCAAGGACGGACCACGCAGGCUGGGCACUGCGGAUGGCAGUCCAACACAUCCGAAACGCGGCGGCCUUGGCGAAGCUGGGCUGCGGAACGCUGGUCUUGAGGAUCCCAGCAUACUGGACUGCCCCCUGCGAGAGCAGGGUCUUCAGGGUUUCGGGGGAGGCGUUGCUGGAUGUUUGCCCUCUGAUGGCCCUCCGAGAGAGGAAAGGCUCGCAGCAUGCGAAACAGGGUAAGCGGACGUGGGGGCAGACAGGACUGCUUGCGCCAGGCCCCGAGGGGGGACCAGACAGGCUAGGGAAGGAUGGCAAACUUGUGGCCCUCCAGAUGUGGUUGGGCUAUGAUACCCAUCGCCCCCAGCGGCUGGCCCUAGGGGUGGCUGGGGCUCCACCAGGACAAGAGGAUUUGUCACUGGUAGGUUCUUUGAAAGGCUCUCAGUCCCUUUUCUUAUGGACAGGAGACCUCCGUUCCGAUGAUGCCACAGCCAAAGCUGUGGAGGAAAUGAUGGCGCGGAUCAAGAGCGGAGUGGUGCUGCGGCCAGUGAGGAGGGAGGCCGAGUCCUUGUCCCAGGCAAGCAAACUGCCGUCUGCUGUGGCGGGCAAGCGCAGGAGCGCGGCGAUGGAACUGCAGAGCCUCCUGAGUGCCACAAGGAGGCCAGGCAGGCAAUCCGGCCGACGCAAGGGCAGCCAGAAGAAGCUCCAGGUGGACAACCAGCUGGACUUGCUCUUGCAGCGGCGGCGGCGGAUAGUCGACUGCUCGGCCCAGACGCCGGCCCUGCCCGAGCCAUCUGCCCCAGCUGCAGACCAGGGGCUCCCGCCUUAUGCCUCCUGGGCAAGGGAGGGAGGCCCCGCAGCCUCAGCAAUGGCGCUCCCGAGGAACCACCAACCCAGCAGGUCAGGCUCCCUGGAAACCAGCAAAGAUCUACCAGGUAGGAGCCAAUUUGCUGGACUGCCCGCACGCAUUGGAUUAUUUUUGCUAGACGCACCGCAGCUUGAGGUCUCUUCUUCCCGCAGGAGAGAAUUGUCCGAUCUCCCAGUAUCCUGUUUCUGAGAAAAGGCAAACACACAUUCAUGUGUAAGCCCACACAUCAUAGAUCGUUACCAAGCUGGGUGGAGGCUUUGGAGCAUUCUGUGCAAAUCCCU